This is a messenger RNA of Acipenser ruthenus (sterlet), 2341 nucleotides long. RefSeq names its product B-cell receptor CD22-like. NCBI's taxonomy places the organism in Eukaryota, Metazoa, Chordata, Actinopteri, Acipenseriformes, Acipenseridae. The record is from RefSeq and is a predicted model, not a curated record. Bases 98 to 1666 code for a protein of 522 amino acids. The transcript is spliced from 10 exons.
AGCACUGGGGAUCUUACAGCCUCGGAUUACUGCACUUUAUCUCAGUCAAGCUGAAUAAAAAAAUACAAAUAAAAAUCACAAACUGAAACGAGCAACGAUGUUCCUCAAAGAAAUAUUCUGCAUACUCGUGACCAGUCUUUACAAUGUGCCUGCUGUUCAGGGUGGUGACUGGGGAGUGCAUUAUCCUCCGCAAGAGAUGUGUGCAUUGAGAGGAUCCUCUGUGGUCAUACCCUGUACAUAUGAUUAUCCUGAAAGCUUUAAGGGCACAGUUUUAACUGUAGUAACUGUGAAGUGGUUCGGUAUUACUGAUCGAGACAGAUACGUGUAUGACAGCACUGGGAUCAAUGUGAGUCCUGAAUAUGAAAACCGGACAGAGUAUCUGGGGAACAAAGUGAAGAACUGCACGCUACAGAUACGUGAUCUGCAAAGCACUGAUGCUGGCAGAUAUUAUUUUAGAUUUGAAACAAAUCAACCUGAUGGUAAAUGGACUGGUGCCUCUGGAGUGUCCCUUUCAGUAAUUGUCCAUGAAGAGCCCAAGGUUACCCUGGACCCUCCUGUUCCAGAUCAUACUGUGAAAGAAGGAUCUUUCGUUUCCCUGACCUGUGGCUUUGACCGCUGCACCCUGAGUGAGAGCAGCUUUGUCUGGUACAGGGAGGGGCAGCCAAUCAGCAACGAGAAAUCAAACAAACUUCAGUUUAAUGUUUCUUAUGAGCAUUCUGGGAAGUACUGCUGUGCUGCUGCUGAGAAAAGCAGAAUUAAAUCUGAAGAAAUCAACUUGAUUGUGAAAUACUCCCCAAAGAACACCUCCGCCUCAGUCAGGGCUCCCGGUGGAAUAGCGGAAGGGAGCUCAGUGACGCUGACCUGCACCAGCAAUGCAAACCCACCAGUCAGCAGCUACACCUGGUUCAGGAGGGAUGGAAAUGGGGAUGAGGAGAAAGCUCAUCAGCAGCAUCUCAAUUUCAGCAGCAUCACCUCCAGUAACAGCGGAGAUUAUUAUUGUGAAGCUAAGAAUUCUCUAGGCGCACAGAACUCUUCCUCGGUUCAUCUGAGUGUGACAGACUCCCCGAAGAACACCUCCGCCUCAGUCAGGGCUCCCGGUGGAAUAGUGGAAGGGAGCUCAGUGACGCUGACCUGCACCAGCAAUGCAAACCCACCAGUCAGCAGCUACACCUGGUUCAGGAGGGAUGGAAAUGGGGAUGAGGAGAAAGCUCGUCAGCAGCAUCUCAAUUUCAGCAGCAUCACCUCCAGUAACAGCGGAGAUUAUUAUUGUGAAGCUCAGAAUUCUCUAGGCGCACAGAACUCUUCCUCGGUUCAUCUGAGUGUGACAGGCAGAAUAACAAAUGAAGGAAUGAAAACUAUUCUGGCGAUAGUGGCAGCUUCCAUAGCCUUUGGAAUUCUAAUGCUAGGGAUCAUCGUUUUCAUCAAGAGGAGGAAUAAACCAUCAAUUGAAGAAAGUUUCAACAAUGCAGAAAGCCAGGACAGGACGGAUAACAUUUCUAACAUUGUGGGAGAUUCGAAUCUGCAGGGUCCAGCGGGUGAAGAUGACAUCCAGUACGCAGCCAUUCACUUCCAGCCCAAGAGCCCAGAGCGGAAUAAGCACCAAGAAGAGGAGGAGGAUGCUUCUGUAAUCUACAGCACUGUGGCAAAACCAGCCAAUAAAACUUAAUGUAGAGACCUGACUAAUAUAUCAUGUAUACACAAAAUGUAUCAGAGCACUGGGAUCCCAGAGGGGCUCAAUACAGAAUCAGUGUGGUCUCUCAAUACAGAAUCAGUGUGCUUUCUCAAUACAGAAUCAGUGUGGUCUCUCAAUACAGAAUCAGUGUGGUCUCUCAAUACAGAAUCAGUGUGCUUUCUCAAUACAGAAUCAGUGUGCUUUCUCAAUACAGAAUCGGUGUGGUCUCUCAAUACAGAAUCAGUGUGGUCUCUCAAUACAGAAUCAGUGUGGUCUCUCAAUACAGAAUCAGUGUGGUCUUUCAAUACAGAAUCAGUGUGAUCUCCGUCCCCCCCCCCCCCCUCCACACACACUAUUUACAGUAGCAGAGCUUUGAAUGGAAAGCACAGUUGUCAGAUGUGUAUAUACUGUGGUUCUGUGGUAAAGGGAACAUCUAAGAUUAGGGCUCUGUCCUAUCUGUAAGCACGAUGUUAGCUGUGCUGUUUACAUGAUGAUUAGAAACAGCAACAGGGAAUGGCAGGGCAAGUUUGAAAACUGUAAAAUAACAUAAGAGUAUUAUAAUAUAUGAAUAUAACUAUUCAGAGCAGAUCCCCAAACUAAAGGAUGUUUUAUAAAAAUCUAUAAACUGUAUUGCAAAGUUUAAAACGAGAUUAACAGACUGUGGACAUA